Molecule: messenger RNA, 707 nt
Organism: Humulus lupulus (European hop)
Lineage: Eukaryota; Viridiplantae; Streptophyta; Magnoliopsida; Rosales; Cannabaceae
Exons: 2
Coding region: 205-417 (70 amino acids)
Source: RefSeq, a predicted model, not a curated record
CAACCGGUAAUACCGCAUAUACAUCUUCGAGUCCGAGCCCCGAUUCUCUGUGUCUUGUAUUUUCCAGAACCUUUUCUCUUCAUUUUCUCUUUCUCUUUCUCUAUAUUACAACAACAACAAGCCCUUUUCUCUCAGCUAUAUUAACAAACACCUUGUGAUCUCAUCUGGGUUCAUCAUCUCCAACUCGACUCAAGACUCAAAACCAUGCUGCAGUUCUUUUUCACGGCGGCUUUCUCUGCAAUCCCUUUGACUCUCUAUAUUCCUCCGCCCAGAAACGUCAACCUCUUCGUGGAGACCGUGGAAGAUGCUUUGAGAGAGUCCAGGCCUUACACCGAUAGGCUCUUCCCUCGAGCUCGCCGUAUAUGGUCCUGGAUCUUAUCUUGGGUCCUCUGUGGCCCAAGAACAAGAAGAAGGUAAUCUGGUUUGUAUAAAGUUAGAAACUUUGUUUUUGGUUUUCUGUGUUUAUCAUCAAACCAUGAGAUGUCACACAGUUGAAGAUUGAACAAAGAAGAAGGAGUGAGAGUGAAACGAAGUAAAGAAUGAGGCUUUUUUUUACAUAUGUAUGUACAAAAGAGCUAAUGUACUUUACUUUUGAAUAUUAGAUUUUAGAAUUUUUACUUUCAUGAAUGUAAAGCUCAAACGUUGAACUUAGUAGCUUAGCUGUUUCAAUGUAUUUAUCUGGUUUAGUUUUCCCAGAUUUGGAUUUU